CAUGGUGACUAAUCAGAGCUAUGUGGACACAAAUGUUCACAGAGGUUAGUUUGAUUUCAAAUUGAUUCAAUAGAGACACGUAGAAGCAGACAGUCGACUCCUCUGUUAACCUCAACGGACCUUGUGACAAUGGCUACGGGUAUGGGAGAAUGGAGUGAAACAAAGGACGCCACUGAGGAAACUCAGAAGAUUUGUGAUCAGGUGAAGGGCCAAGUGGAGAAACAGACAGGCAAGAACUAUGGGGUUUACACAGCAGUGAAAUACCGUGAGAUUGUUGAUGAACAAAGCUUCCUUUUCAAGGUUCAUGUUGGAGGAGAGGACUACAUUCAUCUGAGUGUCUUCCAAAUACCUCUGCUUGUACACGGUGCGCCGGACCCAAAGGAAAUAUUGCGCGGUGUCGAGCAGCACAAAACCAAAUACGACCCCUCGUACCUUUUACAAACUAAAAACACCACCUUGACACAGAUAUUUGAUGUUGGAAAGCUACAAGUUGAAUCACUAUAUUCUAAAGAUAUAAUAAAGAUUAAAGCAUUAAAAAAAAUCAAUAUGUAUUUCUUGUGGUUAUAUGCAGCAUUUGCCUGUCUUUUAUAAAGUCUGUUGUCUUGAAGAAAUUUUGACAAAUAAAUUUGAAAAGGUAAAUAAAUCCCUGUAGUUCACACAAACCUUAAUAUAAACAUAUAGAUUUUUAACUUUCUUAUGUUGUGAGAUCUGAUCACACAAACCAGGAAACAUUUUCUUGACAGGUGUCCUGGAGGAGGAAAAUGUUUGUCUUACAUGCCUCUGAGAUUACUAAAUGAUGGUGGAGCAUACAGAAUCUGACCAAAUCAUGACAUACAGCGGAACUAAGUCCUAAGUCAGCAACACAAGAUCCAGAUGAAUAUAUUUCUUUUGACUUGCAGUUAUCCUCUC
This is a messenger RNA of Epinephelus fuscoguttatus (brown-marbled grouper), 909 nucleotides long. RefSeq names its product cystatin-B-like. The coding region runs from base 130 to 591 and encodes 153 amino acids. The record is from RefSeq and is a predicted model, not a curated record. Gene Ontology annotation, molecular function: cysteine-type endopeptidase inhibitor activity. NCBI's taxonomy places the organism in Eukaryota, Metazoa, Chordata, Actinopteri, Perciformes, Serranidae. Gene Ontology annotation, cellular component: cytosol. The transcript is spliced from 3 exons.